AUGACUCAGGAUCCAUCAUUAUUUGGGGAAAACCUCAAUGCAAGUCUCAGGGCUGCAUUGGGAGAUAACAAUUUAUCCCUAAUAGCCAACGGUCAGUUGCCCUCUGGACCACUGGAUGGUGUUGAGGAUUUAUCUAUGAAGUCUCAAGCUAGCCACUUAGAAAAUCUCAGUACAGAACCAAUCAGUGAAGAGGAACUCCUUUUAAGUAUUAAACAAGAACCCCCCUGUGAAACGGACAACAUGACAACUACACCUUCGAUAUUACGUCCAUCCGAGCUACCAAUGUUGGGUCCAUCGGCAAGUGAAGCUUCACUGAUGACCUCUCAGCCCUCUGAUACUGCUGCCAUGAUGGGGAGCAACUCAGAUACACCAAUGCUCAGGCAAAACCCAAGUGACACUACUCUCAUGUGUUCUGCAGCAGAUGUGUCAUCUUCGAUUCAUUCAGUUGAUACGCCGACAAUGUGUCCGGCCACGGACUCCUCUUUAAUGUGUACUGGUAACGAUACAUCGAUGAUGGGAGAGACCUCAGACAUGUACCCACCGUCAGAGGCAUCAGGCACAAAUGAUACCAUCAAUGAUCAUGAAAACUGUGCCGUAGAUUUCUCUAUGGUUGAAGAACCGGCCACACCACCGCCGCCAGACAGAUUGGAGUCAAAUCAUGGGGUUCAAACUCCAUCUGAAUUAGUCUCACAUUCCUCAGAUGCAUAA
Molecule: messenger RNA, 708 nt
Organism: Acanthosepion pharaonis
Lineage: Eukaryota; Metazoa; Mollusca; Cephalopoda; Sepiida; Sepiidae
Source: the annotation of a GenBank genome assembly